Pecten maximus is the source of this 1678-nucleotide messenger RNA. Its product is annotated as tubulin alpha-1A chain. The transcript is spliced from 3 exons. The record is from RefSeq and is a predicted model, not a curated record. Gene Ontology annotation, biological process: microtubule cytoskeleton organization; mitotic cell cycle. Gene Ontology annotation, molecular function: GTP binding; structural constituent of cytoskeleton. Lineage: Eukaryota; Metazoa; Mollusca; Bivalvia; Pectinida; Pectinidae. Gene Ontology annotation, cellular component: cytoplasm; microtubule. Bases 189 to 1544 code for a protein of 451 amino acids.
CCAGAUGACAUCAGAAUCAACCAAUCAAAAACCAGGUCAAGGGUCAAAGUUAAAAAUUGUGUAUAUAAGGCGAGAAACCCGCUAUCGCGCCAUUCAAAUUUCUCACCAGCGGAUCAUCGAACUCCCCGUGAGGAUUUACAGACUGUUUUCUUUCUCCUUUUCAACUCAUUUGAACUCAACUCUUCAUCAUGAGGGAAUGUAUCAGUGUCCACGUCGGCCAGGCCGGAGUCCAGAUGGGCAAUGCCUGCUGGGAAUUGUACUGUCUGGAACACGGUAUCCAGCCUGAUGGCCAGAUGCCCUCAGACAAGACCAUCGGAGGUGGAGACGACUCCUUCAACACCUUCUUCAGUGAGACUGGAGCCGGCAAACACGUGCCCAGGGCUGUGUUUGUAGAUCUGGAACCUACUGUUGUUGAUGAGGUUCGUACUGGUACAUACAGACAGCUUUUCCACCCCGAGCAGCUUAUCACCGGCAAAGAGGAUGCUGCCAACAACUACGCAAGAGGCCAUUACACCAUCGGAAAGGAAAUCGUCGACUUGGUACUUGACCGCAUCAGGAAGCUCGCUGACCAGUGUACUGGACUCCAGGGAUUCCUCAUCUUCCACAGUUUCGGCGGUGGUACCGGAUCCGGAUUCACCUCCCUCCUCAUGGAACGUCUCAGUGUUGAUUACGGAAAGAAAUCCAAGCUGGAAUUUGCCAUCUACCCAGCUCCCCAGGUCUCCACUGCCGUCGUUGAGCCCUACAACUCCAUUCUGACCACCCACACCACCCUGGAACACUCCGACUGCGCUUUCAUGGUUGACAACGAGGCUAUCUACGAUAUCUGCCGUCGUAACUUGGACAUCGAGAGACCAACAUACACCAACUUGAACCGUCUGAUUGGCCAGAUUGUCAGCUCCAUUACUGCAUCCCUCCGAUUUGAUGGUGCCCUGAACGUCGACUUGACGGAGUUCCAGACCAACUUGGUGCCCUACCCACGUAUCCACUUCCCUCUGGCCACAUACGCCCCAGUCAUCUCCGCCGAGAAGGCCUACCAUGAGCAGCUCUCUGUUGCCGAGAUCACCAACGCCUGUUUCGAGCCCGCCAACCAGAUGGUGAAAUGUGACCCCCGUCACGGUAAAUACAUGGCCUGCUGUAUGUUGUACAGAGGUGAUGUUGUGCCCAAGGAUGUCAACGCUGCCAUCGCCACCAUCAAGACCAAGAGGACCAUCCAGUUCGUUGACUGGUGUCCAACUGGUUUCAAGGUCGGAAUCAACUACCAGCCCCCCACCGUUGUGCCAGGAGGUGAUCUGGCUAAGGUCCAGCGUGCCGUGUGCAUGUUGAGCAACACCACUGCCAUCGCCGAGGCCUGGGCUCGUCUUGACCACAAGUUCGAUCUUAUGUACGCCAAGCGUGCUUUCGUCCACUGGUACGUCGGAGAGGGUAUGGAAGAGGGAGAGUUCUCUGAGGCUCGUGAGGAUUUGGCCGCUUUGGAGAAGGAUUACGAAGAGGUUGGAGUCGACUCCGUUGAGGGUGAGGGAGAAGAGGAGGGCGAGGAAUAUUAAACUUCCUGCCAAUAAAAGACUGUAACUUCCCUUUUGAACAUUGUCUUUUAAAUUACACCUUGUGUUUACAAUGUUGUUUGUUUACAAGAUAUAUUUCAUGUUGGGAUGGUUAUUAAACCAGAUCUGAAACAAUA